AAUUCCCGAAAUGAUCCUUUCAACACCCUGCCCGCUCCGCUCAAUGAAGUGGAUGAGAUUCUGCUUGCACGAUUUCGCACCGUCGAACGCUGGCCCUGGUGUCCUAUCAACGGCCAAGGGCUUUGGCCACAGUUCGCGUAUUCGGAUCAACUCGUGUUUCACGCGACAAUGUACAGCUUUGGCACGCAUUUCAAAUGCCGGAUCCACGAGGGGAAUACCAUUCCACCACUGGAUCCUGAGGCAGACAUGCGAAUCAUACAGCACAAGCUGGCCGCGAUUGCUUUAAUCAAUGAUCGCCUCUCCGACGAACGACAAGCAGUGAGUGACGGAUGCAUUGCAGCAGUCGCAACGCUGACGAAUAUGGCCUUGGUUCUGGACUCACACGAGGAAGCCAAGAAGCAUAUGCAGGGGUUGCAUGCCGUGAUCAACAUGCGCGGAGGAUUACUAUCCCUAGGCGAUGGAGUGCGGACCCAUCUGCAACGGUUGAUCAGUUUCAACGAUUUGAUUUACUCUGAGCUUUUCGACGAAGAAUUGAGAUUUCCACCGCUUGUUGACGUUUGGAAUGGAGCAUGGUCAACGCUGGACCUGCCAGAAAGUUCCGGCCCGUUGCCUGGACUGAGUCGUGCAGAAUUGGAGUAUUUCAAGAUAUACCCGCAUCCGGUGCUCGAGGUGCUGGAUGAUAUUCGCCAGCUAUGUUAUUCCGAGCAGACGAAACCCUUGGAGCAGGCCAACGACACUGCAAGAAUGAUACGGUGUGAUGUGUGCCUAAAGCUGGAGAGGCGGCUACGCCUGUUCAUCCAGUCGGAAUCACCACCGUCGUCCAACGCGAUAGAUGGGCCUUUCUGGAAGGCAACAGCUCUCGCAGCACUGAUACAUGUCCAUCGCAGUCUGAGAGGAAAUCCCCUUCGAUAUCGGCACUUCACAGUGCUGACAACGCAGCUCUACGAUACACUACUCACCAUGGACGACGGCCUCCCCGAACUAGACUUUUCCCCUUCAAUCGCUGUUUGGAUUCUGAGCACCGGUUGUUUCACAUGUACAUCGCCCGUUAUACGCCCUGAGUUUUUGGAAAUGCUUCGGAAAGCAUGCACGAAGUUUGGAAUAGUCACUUGGUCGAAUUUCCAUGGCACAGUGUCUCGGUUCCUAUGGACGGGACAGGCAGAUGAAGAGAGAUAUCGCGAACUGUGG
Messenger RNA from Exophiala aquamarina CBS 119918, 1188 nucleotides. RefSeq lists its product as uncharacterized. Lineage: Eukaryota; Fungi; Ascomycota; Eurotiomycetes; Chaetothyriales; Herpotrichiellaceae. The transcript has a single exon. The annotation marks the transcript as partial. The record is from RefSeq and is a predicted model, not a curated record.